Molecule: messenger RNA, 618 nt
Organism: Microthlaspi erraticum
Lineage: Eukaryota; Viridiplantae; Streptophyta; Magnoliopsida; Brassicales; Brassicaceae
Source: the annotation of a GenBank genome assembly
AUGGGACAAGGAGCAUGGAGGGACUUGGCACAUGGAAGCAGCUCAACUGGAUACGCAAAGGAAGAAGGGAGAAGCCAUCUUGAAGACCAGCUCGACCGUCCACUCGACCAACCGGUCGAGUUCCUCAACUCGACCGGCCAAGCUUCAACUCGAUCGAGCUGGAAGUCAAAGUCAAACCCGAAAAAUAUUGAUGGAUCAUGGAAAGCUACAGAUCCCCAAGCCGGUCUAGGUUGGUAUAAUUUCAAUACGGAAACGGGCGAAAAGCUCAUAGGUACGUGUAACUUAAGGCGGGGUAUAUCACCACUCCAAGCAGAGCUUGAAGCGCUGAUAUGGGCUAUGCAGUGCAUGUUACGGCAUAAGAAGUUAACAAUAGUGUUUCAAACGGACUGUUCCGAUGUGGUAAAGAUGGUGUCUAAACCCGAGGAGUGGCCAGCUUUUGCAACAUUACUAGAAGAAUUCUGCAGAUGUUGGACGGAGUUCACCUCCUUCUCCAUAGUGCAUAUUCCAAGAACGAAGAACACGAAGGCGGACAAGUUAUCACGAAGUGCUAGAGUUCUACCUACAGAUGUGUUUUAUGUAAACUCUGUUUCUCCGGCUUGGAUUUCCGAGUUGGUUUAG